Melopsittacus undulatus (budgerigar) is the source of this 1262-nucleotide messenger RNA. RefSeq names its product solute carrier family 5 member 10 (gene SLC5A10). NCBI's taxonomy places the organism in Eukaryota, Metazoa, Chordata, Aves, Psittaciformes, Psittaculidae. The record is from RefSeq and is a predicted model, not a curated record. Gene Ontology annotation, cellular component: plasma membrane. Gene Ontology annotation, biological process: transmembrane transport. Gene Ontology annotation, molecular function: D-glucose:sodium symporter activity.
AUGGAGGGCAACUCCAUUGCUGCAGCCUUCAGCCCCUUGCAGCAGCUCAGGGUUGCUGACCUUGUUGUCAUAACAGCUUAUUUCUCCUUAAACAUUGCAGUGGGAAUAUGGCUUUUCUCCUCCCCAUCUUAAUGCAGGGUGAACAGGAACACCGGCAGUGGCUGUUUCCUUGCGGGCAGAGACAGGGCCUGGUGGCCAAUGGGUGCCUCCCUCUUUGCCAGCAGCGAGGGCUCGAGGCUCUUCAAUGGGCUGACUGGGACCAGUGCUGUCACUGGCUUCAGGUGGAAGGUGACUUAUGCUCUGCUGGCACUUGCCUGGGUGUUCAUCUCUGUCUACAUCCCAUCUGGUUUGGUCACCAUGCCCGGGUACCUCCAGUGAAGGUUUGGAUGGGAGAGGAUCCGGAUGUACCUCUCUGAUCGGAUGCUCCUGCUCUCCAUCUGCACCAAGACCCCUACCUCCCUGUACUGGCCUGUACUGGGAGCCCUCUCUGUCCAAGUCUGCCUGGGCUGGGACCUUUCCCUCUCCACCAUCCUGAUGCUGAUGGUCGCAGGGCUCUACACCAUUGCAGGAGGACUGGCGGCCGUCAUCUACACCAACACACUGCAGAUGCUCAUCGUGGUCCUCGGAGCCAUCGUGCUGGUGAUGAAAGCUCUCAAUGAGAUCGGAGGCUCCCCCAACCUGGAAGAGGCCUAUCUAAAAGCUGUGCCAUCCAAGAUCAUUCCCAACACGACCUGCCCAGAGCCGUCCAUGCAUCUCUUCCGAGAUCCAGUCUCUGGAGCCCUGCCCUGGACCGGGAUGACUUUUGGGCUGUCUAUCAUAGCCACAUGCUACUGGUGCAUUGACCAGGUCAUCAUCCAGUGGUCAAUAUCUGCUAAGAGCCUGAGUCAUACCAAGGCUGGCUGCAUCCUGGGCAGCCACCUGAGGAUGCUGCCCUUGUUGGUUAUCACCAUGCCAGGGAUGAUCAGCAGGGUCCUGUACCCAGACACCAUGGCCUGCGUGGACCCCAAGGAGUGCACCCACAUCUGUGGGGCUGCUGUGGGCUGCUCCGACAUCAUCUGCCCCAAGCUGGUGAUGGAGCUGAUGCCCAGAGGGUUGCAUGAUCCCAUGAUUGCAGUGAUGAUGGCUGUGAUCACAUCCUCCCUGACCUCCACAUUUAACAGCAGCAGCAUCCUCAUCACCAUGGGCAUCCGGAGGAAGCUGAGGCCGGGGGCUGGCGAGCAGGAGCUGCUCUUGAUGGCCAGCUGAAGGCUCUCACGUGGUUG